Molecule: messenger RNA, 1446 nt
Organism: Daldinia childiae
Lineage: Eukaryota; Fungi; Ascomycota; Sordariomycetes; Xylariales; Hypoxylaceae
Exons: 2
Coding region: 1-1446 (481 amino acids)
Biological process (GO): protein phosphorylation; regulation of mRNA processing; spliceosomal complex assembly
Molecular function (GO): ATP binding; protein kinase activity
Source: RefSeq, a predicted model, not a curated record
AUGGACUCGGAUUCUAAUUACGAUUCGUGGAAAUACUUACCGUUCGAGCUAGGCGAAUGUGAAGACCUCGAGAACUAUGAGCCGGGAGGUUUCCACCCGGUGCAUCUCGGUGAUGUGUAUGAUGAACGCUACCGAGUCAUCCACAAGCUCGGGUCUGGCGGUUUCUCUACCGUCUGGCUUGCUCGAGAAACCAUCACGAAUCGAUGGGUCGCCUUGAAGAUCGUUGCCGCUAGAGACUCACCUACGUACGAAGACCGUUCCGUGAUUACGAGCAAUCCCAGCAUUGCCGGGUCUCGUCUUUUUGUCACAGUUGAUCGGCAGUUCUGGAUCGACGGUCCAAAUGGCCGACAUCUUUGUCUCGUACUUCCGGUUUUAGGCCCGGACUUGUCUAAGAUUUCUAGGGGAAUCUACUCGAGAAUAAAACCAGCAUUUGCCCAGGAGGUAUCUCUCCAGGCAGCUCUGGCUCUUAUACAGCUCCAUUCAAACGGGCUUUGCCAUGGAGACUUUACUACGAGCAACAUAGCGUUACGCCUCAUUAACGAGUUUGACUCGUACGAGGAGGAUCACCUACUUGAACUUUUUGGAAGUCCUCAAACUACGCCCCUUCGAACCUACUCCGAGGAUCCCCCAGGACCUCACGGACCCGAAUACAUUGUGGUCCCCUUAGACUUCUGUUCUUCAGCCACCAACGUUCUUAGCAGCGAAAUAUGUAUCAUAGAUUUUGACCAGUCAUUCACAAUCACAUGUCCGCCGCUGGAACGGCCUGGGAUACCGGCGAAGUAUCUAGCACCAGAAGUUACGGUCGGACGACCCGCAAGCCCAACAUCGUAUAUUUGGGCUCUGGGAUGCGCCAUCUUUCGGAUCCGGUCAGGCGACGACCUUUUCUUUGACUACGACACCGAUACCCCGGCCGAUGCGCUUAGGCAGAUUGUUAAAGCCCUAGGUGAGCUUCCUGAGGAGUGGAAGCAGACUAAGUUUGACGAGGAGGGGUUUGCCGUUUUCGACGGGGAGGGCGAGCUAUUCUGGAAUUUGGAAGAGACGCGGCCAUUGGAGGACCGAGUACGAGGGAUUAUUGAUGAGCCACCUAGUCUAUUUAUAAACCGUCUAGGAGAGGCGGUUAAUCCCACGGACGAGAAACCGGGGGCUGCUAUGUUUGACGAUGAUGCCGCUCUCAGGGAACCCUACUCGCCCGCGUUCAGCUCGAUUAUAUGGAAACCAACGGCAGUAUGUGUCGCCGGCAACUACUUCAUAGCGUACUCGGAUGAGUUGGAUGGCAUACUCGGAGCGUUCCCAAGGAUAUCGGAACUCGAGGCGUCGUUGCUGGUCGACCUUUUAUCGAAAGUUUUCACGUAUGAUCCAGGGACGCGGCUUAAAGCGGAAGAGUUAGUUACUCACCCUUGGUUUCAUUUACCUAUAGCCUCUAAGUCAGGGGUAGAUUUAAAGUAG